CCACCUGUCCCCGGCGCGUUGGACGCUGGAAGCCAAGAUGGCGGCGGAGCUGGUGGAGGCGAAAGUGAAACAUGGUGAUGAGCUUCCGAGUCUCAGACCUCCAGAUGUUGCUGGGAUCGGUGGGCCGGAGCAAGAGCGGCCUCAAGCACGAACUGGUCACGCGGGCCUUGCAGCUGGUCCAGUUUGAUUGCAGCCCGGAACUGUUCAAGAAGAUCAAGGAGAUCUACGAGGCCCGCCACGCCAUAAUCACCGACCCGGGCCAGCCGCCCCAGCAGCACCAGCAGCCGCCCCCCACGCACCGGCCUCCCCCCGACCCUCUCUCCCUGCACUCCUAUGACCGCAGCAGCACGGUUCCCAGGACUGCCCUUUCCGCCCCCAGCAUUGACUAUCCUUCUCUCUACGGGAAAUACUUAAACGGACUCGGGCGCUUACCUCUCAAAUCCAUGAAGCCGGAGGUCCGGCUGGUGAAGCUUCCCUUCUACAACGUCCUGGACGAACUUUUGAAGCCGACCGAGCUUGUCCCGCAGAAUAACGAGAAGCUCCAGGAGAGCCCGUGUGUCUUUGCGUUGACGCCGAGGCAAGUGGAACUGAUCAGAACUUCCAGGGAGUUGCAGCCAGGAGUGAAAUCGGUCCAGGUUGUCCUCAGAAUCUGCUACACGGAUACCAGUAGCCCUCAGGAAGACCAGUACCCCCCAAAUAUCGCUGUGAAAGUGAACCACAGUUACUGUUCUGUCCCGGGCUAUUACCCCUCGAACAAGCCUGGCGUGGAGCCCAAGAGGCCUUGUCGUCCCAUCAACCUCACUCAUCUCAUGUACCUGUCAUCAGCAACCAACCGCAUCACCGUAAUUUGGGGCAACUACGGAAAGAGUUAUUCUGUGGGCCUGUUCCUCGUGCGACAGAUGACAUCUGCAGAGUUGCUGCAGAGGUUGAAAACAAUUGGAAUCAAACACCCAGAGCUCUGCAAAGCACUUGUCAAAGAGAAGCUGCGCCUGGAUCCGGAAAGUGAAAUCGCCACCACGGGGGUCCGCGUGUCUCUCAUAUGUCCGCUGGUGAAGAUGCGACUCUCCGUGCCGUGCCGGGCAGAGACCUGCGCCCACCUGCAGUGCUUCGACGCCGUCUUCUACCUGCAGAUGAACGAGAAGAAGCCCACGUGGAUGUGUCCGGUGUGCGACAAGCCAGCCACUUACGACCAGCUCAUGAUUGACGGGCUCCUCUCAAAGAUCUUGACUGAAUGUGAGGAUGCCGACGAGAUCGAGUACUUGGUGGACGGCUCCUGGUGCCCGAUCAAAGUGGAGAAGGAGAGAAGCUACAGCCCUCAGUGCCCGAUACUGGUCGUGGGUGGAUCCACAGGGGGGACUUCGGACGUCAACGGGGCGCCUCCCCCUGCCCCCAGCACCAACGGGGAGAACGGCAAGGUUCCUGCUGACGUGGUGGAUUUGACACUGGACAGCUCGUCCUCUGAAGAGGACGAGGAGGAGGACGAUGACGAGGACGAUGACGUGGGGCCCAGGCGGAAGCGGCUCCGCCUGUACAAGAAGGAUCCAGCCUCCGCCUGCUGACUGCCGAGGGCACUACGGGACUCCCAGUGGAAAAGCUUGAAUACUCUGGUGCUUACUCAGAUAUGGGAAGAGGGGCUGUUCUC
Molecule: messenger RNA, 1642 nt
Organism: Euleptes europaea (tarantolino)
Lineage: Eukaryota; Metazoa; Chordata; Lepidosauria; Squamata; Sphaerodactylidae
Gene: PIAS4
Product: protein inhibitor of activated STAT 4
Exons: 11
Coding region: 72-1559 (495 amino acids)
Biological process (GO): regulation of transcription by RNA polymerase II; protein sumoylation
Molecular function (GO): SUMO ligase activity; zinc ion binding; transcription coregulator activity
Source: RefSeq, a predicted model, not a curated record